AAAUUGGGAGCAAAAGAAGGAGACUUUUUCGAUGCCUGGUGGGAGCAGAAAUGGAGAAAAGAGGAAAGAUAGAAGAGCAGAAGUUUUCUGGCCCUGAGGCAGGAAACAUCUCCGGUAUCGUCCAGGAAGGGAGCAGUGCAGAGCCCUGGGAAAGAAGAGAUCAGGAGAACCAGCCCGGAAGCAACACCGGCACAGACCCUGAGUGCCAGCGCUUCAGGGACUUCUGCUACCAGGAGGCCGAGGGCCCCCGAGAGGUUUGCAGCCGACUCCACCACCUUUGUCGCCAGUGGCUGAAGCCAGAAAGGAAAACGAAAGCUCAGAUGCUGGACCUGGUGGUGCUAGAGAAGUUCCUUGCUGACCUGCCCCCAGAGAUGGAGAGCUGGGUCAGAGAAUGUGGAGCAGAGACCAGUUCCCAGGCGAUGGCCCUGGCAGAAGGCUUCCUCCUGAGCCAGGCAGAGGACCAGAAGCAGGUGCAGGGGAAGUUUGCCAAAGCAUGCACAGAUUUCCCUGAGGCAGAGAAGGCUCCGCCAGGCACCACACAGAGGCCGAUGUUCAGGUGGAUCUUUCAGGAGGGAGACGGAGGACCCUCCUCACUGGGGAGCGGAAAAACCCACAGAGAGAGUGAACUGAUCCUGGGGGAUCCUUCUAGGCCUCCUUCGAUUGGUGGUGGAGUGGAAGUGGAUUCUGCACAGCCUGGGCAGGUUCUGGUGACUUUUGAGGAGGUGGCUGUGCAUUUCUCGGAGGAGGAGUGGGCGCUGCUGGAUCCAGGCCAAAGGACUCUGCACAAGGAAGUUAUGGAGGAGAAUCGUGGGAUCUUGGCCUCUCUGGGUGAUCGCAGGGAGAGCAAGGAAAACGACCUACACCAGAGAAGGGAACCUGAAUCUGAGGAGAAGCAGGGAAUCAAAUCCAUUUCUUUGGAAUGGUCAGACGUCCGUGAAAUUCCAGUACUAGAAGUACCAAGUAAUAGCAACGUUCACAGUAGGAGGGCACAGAGGAAAAGCUCUCAAGAUAUAAAGAAGAUUCACCUUACCAAAUGUCAACCAUUUCACACAGAAGACAAAAGAUUUCAGUGCUUGCAUAAAAGAAUUCACUCAGGAGAUAACCUCUAUCAAUGCUCAGAGUGCGGAAAGAGUUUCAGUCAGGGCUGCCAACUUAAGCAACAUCGAAGAAUUCACUCCAGGGAGAAGCCCUAUGAAUGCAUAGUGUGCAGAAAGAAUUUUUCUCAGAGAGCACGCCUUAAAACCCAUCAAAGAAAUCAUACAGGGGAGAAGCCCUACAAAUGCCUAGAGUGCGGAAAGAGCUUCAGUCAGAGCACCAACCUUAAAACACAUCAAAGAAUUCAUACAGGGGAAAAGCCCUACAAAUGCCUAGAGUGCAGAAAGAGCUUCAGUCAGAGCAGCAAACUUAAGCGACAUCAAACAAUUCAUACAGGAGAGAAGCCCUACAAAUGCCUAGAGUGCAGAAAGAGCUUUGCUUGCAGUACACAGCUUAAGCAACAUCAAAGAAUUCACUCCAGGGAGAAGCCCUAUGAAUGUGUAGUGUGCGGAAAGAGCUUUGUUUACAGGUCAAACCUUAAUCAACAUCAAAGAAGUCAUUCAGAGGAGAAGCCCUACAAAUGCCUAGAGUGUGGAAAGAGCUUCAGUCAGAGCAGCUACCUUAAUCAACAUCAAAGAAUUCAUACAGGGGAGAAGCCCUAUGAAUGCCUGGAGUGUGGAAAGAGCUUCAGUCAGAGAAGUAGCCUUAAUCGACAUCAAAGAAUUCACACAGGCAUGAAGCCCUAUAAAUGCCUGGAGUGCGGAAAGAGCUUCAUUGAUCGCAACAACCUUAAUCAACAUCAAAGAUCUCACACAGGCGUGAAGCCCUAUGAAUGCCUGGAGUGUGGAAAGCGCUUCAAUGAUAGCAGCAACCUUCAUCGACAUCAAAGAAUUCACACAGGGGAGAAGCCCUAUGAAUGCCUGGAGUGCGGAAAGAGAUUCAGUCAGAGACGCCACCUUAAUCAACAUCAAAUAAUUCACACAGGGGAGAAGCCCUAUAGAUGCCUGGAGUGUGGAAAGAGCUUCAGUCAGAACAGCAAACUUAAUCAACAUAAAAGAAGUCAUACAGGCGAAAAGCCCUAUGGAUGCCUGGAGUGCGGAAAGAGCUUCAGUCAGAGCAGCAAACUUAAUCAACAUCAAAGAAAUCACACAGGGGAGAAGACCCAUGAAUGCCUAGAGUGUGGAAAGAGCUUCAGUUAUAGAAGCCAACUGAAUCAACAUAAAAGAAGUCAUACAGGUGAGAAGCCCUAUAAAUGCCCUGAGUGUGGAAAGAGCUUUAGUCAGAGCAGCAAACUUAAUCAACAUCAAAGAACUCACACAGGGGAGAAGCCCUAUGAAUGCCUGGAGUGUGGAAAGAGCUUCAGUCAGAGCAGCUACCUUAAUAAACAUCAAAGAUGUCACACAGGGGAGAAGCCCUAUGAAUGCCUGGAGUGUGGAAAGAGCUUCAGUCAGAGCAGCACCCGUAAUAAACAUCAAAGAAUUCACACAAAGGAGAAGCCAUAAAACUGCUCAAAGUCUGGAAUGCAAUUCAGUCACAGAUUGCUGUAUCGAUCCAAGUGCUGUGAAUGCUUUGAAUUUGGAAAGCUUUUUAGUUACACCACGAACCUUAGUAACCAUCACAGGAUCCAGACGGGCGAGAAGCCCUAUCUAUGCUCAGUAUGUAGAAAGAGUUUCAGUCACAGUGUGAAUCUUAAUGCACAUCAAAAUAU
Molecule: messenger RNA, 2743 nt
Organism: Elgaria multicarinata webbii
Lineage: Eukaryota; Metazoa; Chordata; Lepidosauria; Squamata; Anguidae
Product: zinc finger protein 345-like
Exons: 6
Coding region: 51-2537 (828 amino acids)
Biological process (GO): regulation of DNA-templated transcription
Source: RefSeq, a predicted model, not a curated record